Messenger RNA from Momordica charantia (bitter melon), 1124 nucleotides. The record is from RefSeq and is a predicted model, not a curated record. Lineage: Eukaryota; Viridiplantae; Streptophyta; Magnoliopsida; Cucurbitales; Cucurbitaceae.
CUUUGUCAAUAUGACAUGCAAUUCUUCUUUUCUGCUUCAGAUACUGAAUCUGCUAAAGCAUCAAGACAGCAGCUCAAAGAAGCCAUCCAUUCAGUGUUAUUCGACAUGAAUGUCCCUUCUGUUUGUGCCGUUAAUCAGGCAACGCUAGCCUUGUAUGCUGCAAGAAAAACUUCAGGAAUUGUUGUUAAUGUUGGGUUCCAGGUGACUUCAAUCGUCCCAAUUUUACAUGGCAAAGUAAUGCGGAAAGUGGGCGUUGAAGUUGUGGGACUGGGAGCUUUGAAGCUCACGGGGUACCUCCGAGAGCUGAUGCAGCAGAAUAAUAUACAAUUUGAGUCCAUGUACACUGUUCGAGCAUUGAAAGAGAAUCUAUGUUAUGUUGCUGAGGACUAUGAAGCUGAAUUAUCUAAAGAUACUCAAGCAUCCUUUGAAGCUGCUGGGGAAGGUUGGUUUACUCUUUCCAAAGAGCGAUUUCAAACCGGAGAGAUCUUAUUCCGACCACGUAUGGCAGGAGUGCGAGCAAUGGGGCUGCACGAGGCUGUGGUGCUUUGCAUGGACCAUUGCCAUGCUGCAGAACUAACAUGUGAUGAUUCUUGGUUCAAGACUGUUGUCUUAUCAGGUGGCAGUUCUUGCCUUCCAGGACUGGCAGAAAGGUUGCAGAAGGAAGUUUAUGGGCUUCUUCCUUCAUCCAUGGCCAAUGGAAUCAGAGUCAUUCCUCCACCAUAUGGUGCAGACACAGCUUGGUUUGGGGCAAGGCUUAUUAGCAAUCUAAGUACCUUCCCUGAACGUUGGUGCAUUACCAAGAAGCAAUUUCGAAAGAAGUCCAAACUCAACCUCAUUUUUUGAUUACCAUUCAUCUCGGGAUGUUUGCUCAAUAGUGAAAAUCGAUGCCAUCAUUCAGGUCGGGGUAUCUUUGAAACUUAAAAAAAAAAAAAAAAAAAAUUAAAUGAAAAUAAAGGGAGGAUAAAGAGUGUGUCAUAUAUACUUCUCUUUAUAGGAAAAUAGCAUCCUUUAAUAAGAGUGAUUUGGUUGAAAUAUAUUGUUGGUAAUAAAUUAAAUACAAAGAAGUACAAGUGUAAUAAAAUAUCACUUCUGUUUGUGUAUGGCAACCAUAUUAUAUUUCUGUA